CAACAACGUUAUCCUCUAACAAAGAACCUCCUCCCGUUAUCCAUUGCCGUCCACAUAUUUCUGUCGAACAACAAACGCCUCAUGGAUCCUCCAUCCACCGACCUUCCAAAACCCCCAGUCCCUUAUGUUGAGGGCUGGGUUUUCACCGCUGAGUCACACAUUCCUCCACCGCCUACACCAGUAACCAAAGACUGUUGCCGCAAUUUUCAAACUGGCAGGGCAGAGAGAAGACAAUUUCAUCCACUUGAGCGGUGCUUGCGGCAUCCUCCUUUGCCAGGAAGCAUGGGAUCAUGCAUCGUCGACUUGAAGAUUCUUGAUUUAUUGAGGGUCGGGGAUGGCUGCAAUGCGCAAGUUUUCACUGUUGAGGUUCUUGAAGUUAGACCUCAUCCUCCAUGCUUUCAGUCAGAUAGAGCAUUGGUUGCCAAAAUAUACGACCCUCUUUAUUUCGAUGAUGAAGAAGGAUUUCUUAAUCCUUUUCUUUGUGUGGACAAACACUAUACCCACGAAACCCAUGCAUAUGAUGUUCUGUCUGAGUCACAGGGGAAACAAGUACCCAGGUUCUACGGAUCGUAUUCAUUGAAUAUUGCUGUUGAGGGGUCUAAAAUCCGGACUGUUCGACUUAUUCUGCUGGAGUAUAUACCAGGGAUAUCAAUGCAACAAGCCAAUCCACAAAAGUUUUCUUGCCAUUCUCGCCAAGAGAUCAUGAAAUCGGUUAUCAACUUCGAAAGUCGAGUGUAUGAGCAAAAUAUUUUACUCACGGAUCUAAGCCCUAGAAAUGUCAUCAUGGUAGAGAAGCCCGGUUUUGAUUCAAAACAAAAUCUCCUGUUCCUUGACUUUGCUGGUGCUCUUUUCGGUCGGAGAAGAAAUGAUCCAGUCGCUAUUGAAUCAAACCUGUUCCUUGGUCAGUACAUUUCACCUCUUCUACGGUGGAAUAAAACUAUGGCUAUGCAAUUCAAUGACUGGAUUGAUUGGGAUUGGGAAGCCUGGAUUGAAGCCGAGUACGCUUAUACUACUACAACAAUCACACCGGAAAUGUGGGACACAUACGGUCGAUGACUUGUCGCUAUCGUUGCUCACGUCUCGCGCGGUAGAGGCCCAUCGUGGGAGGCCUUAUUUACCAAUCUAAUGCUUGCUUUUUUCUUCAUACUUGAUCUCGGUAAUCGCAUCUGAUGACGAGAAUGCCGGUUAUAACGCUGAACGCGUAUGUGGAUCUCCAGAGAUUGCUAAGGAGAGGUGCAAAUAGUUGACAGGGGCAUGCUGGCGAGACGAUGCCGCUAGAAUAGUUUGAAAUCAAAAGGAGAAUACGGAUCAGCAAUAAGGUGCCAAGAAUAUAUUUGAUAAAUAUCACACUUGGUAGUUUAUAAACAUUUAGAUCUGACUGUCAAAGUUCAGGUUCAAGCCGUUUUGUGAUCUGAUAGAAGUGUAAAAUCGGAUAGCUUUCUACAACUGGGGCAGAAUUCAUCCAGCACCCGGAAUUUCUAAUUUUCCAGAUGCAAAGGCAAGGAUUGAGUAAACCAAUCAUUUGCUUUGAUUUAACAAAGUACAACCAGGAACAAACUGUACAAAUGAAAAUCUAACAUGGGCAUCAGAUAGUAAAUACAGGCCGGCAGCACAUAGAAGGAGCCGUCUCCGAUUCCAUUGCAUUCUGAAUGAUAUUGUUAUCCUUCAGAAACAAUGCAGUCAGACACGAUGUUUUGACUUCUUUCUCUGUUCUGAAGCGCCGUUUCAGCUAGUUGCAAUAUAUCUCGGAACAGUGAUUGUGGGUCUUCAGGCUUGCGUCUUUUUGAAGAAUAAACU
This is a messenger RNA of Blastomyces dermatitidis ER-3, 1797 nucleotides long. RefSeq lists its product as uncharacterized. Gene Ontology annotation, molecular function: ATP binding; protein kinase activity. Bases 82 to 1056 code for a protein of 324 amino acids. The transcript has a single exon. Gene Ontology annotation, biological process: protein phosphorylation. NCBI's taxonomy places the organism in Eukaryota, Fungi, Ascomycota, Eurotiomycetes, Onygenales, Ajellomycetaceae. The record is from RefSeq and is a predicted model, not a curated record.